AUGGAAAACACAAGGCAGAGUGACAGUACAUCACUCAUAGACGAUGCUCGAGUCUCUCUGGCACUCUUCAUUGCCGAACACCCUAGCCCUCGAAGGGUAUCUCGCAUCGAAGAACGAAAUAUUAUCGAUUGGCUCAACAACCCGGACAGACGACCUACUACGCAAGAAGAAUUCAGUCGCCGUAACUAUGUGCGCAAGAGCUUCGUAUGGGAUGAGCACGAGUCAAAAUUAUUGACAACCGGCAAAAAUGGUUCGGGUCACCUGCGUGUGGUAGUCCUCACAGACGAAAUCGUGGACGUCGUCGAGCGAGUUCACCAGGCCAGCGGGCACUCAGGUUGGGAUGCGACUUGGAACACCAUCAACGAUCUCUACUAUGGAAUUUUAAGACAUGUCGUAUUUGUGCUCAAGAUCCUAGAAAACGGCCCAAGGGCUCAGUUGGUUCUUCAGCCUGGCCUCAAAGGGAUCAGUCAAACCUUGAUUGAUGCCAUCAAGCGCAGGAGAAACAGACUGCAGAUUCCUUACUACCAGAAAGUCAAAUCAGUUCAGAGACAAGCACAUACGCCAAUGAACCAGUCGAAGAAGAAAGCACUGAUGUGA
Messenger RNA from Lithohypha guttulata, 597 nucleotides. RefSeq lists its product as uncharacterized. Lineage: Eukaryota; Fungi; Ascomycota; Eurotiomycetes; Chaetothyriales; Trichomeriaceae. Bases 1 to 597 code for a protein of 198 amino acids. The transcript is spliced from 2 exons. The record is from RefSeq and is a predicted model, not a curated record.